This is a messenger RNA of Hyla sarda, 1398 nucleotides long. Its product is annotated as ectonucleoside triphosphate diphosphohydrolase 8-like. The record is from RefSeq and is a predicted model, not a curated record. Gene Ontology annotation, molecular function: GDP phosphatase activity; UDP phosphatase activity. Gene Ontology annotation, biological process: nucleoside diphosphate catabolic process. Gene Ontology annotation, cellular component: plasma membrane. NCBI's taxonomy places the organism in Eukaryota, Metazoa, Chordata, Amphibia, Anura, Hylidae.
CCCAGCGGAGAGGAGAGGUGGGGAGAUCUCUCCUGCUGACGUUACCCAGGACAGGUCGAUGCUGUCAUGUGCAGGAACCGUAAGGGUUUGGCGGUAGGAUGUCUGAUCUGCAUCUCCAUCGUGUCCGGGAUCGUGGCUCUUAUACUCAGUUUAGUGGGGACGGAGAAUAUAUAUCAGGCGUCACCUAACAAGUACGGCCUGGUGUUUGACGCUGGAUCUUCUCAUACCUCCCUCUACGUGUAUCAGUGGCCGGCGCACAAGGAGAAUGACACCGGGAUUGUUUCUCAGAUCCACGUUUGCGAGGUUCAAGGGUCAGGACUUUCUUCUUAUGCCGAUAAUCCGGCCCAGGCUGGGGAGGUCCUAAAACCCUGUAUGGACGAGGCCCUACGAAUUAUUCCUUCAAAACAGCAUCGGGAGACCAGGACCUUACUGGGAGCUACAGCCGGGAUGAGGCUACUCAAGCUGCAGAACGAGACCAAAACACAGAAAAUCUUCGAUGAAGUUUCCAAAACUCUCGGUCAGUAUCCGGUGAACUUCCAAGGAGCUCGGAUAUUGGAUGGUAAAGAGGAAGGCUCGCUGGGAUGGGUCACCGUCAACUAUCUCCUGGGAACCUUCAUACAGUAUUCUUAUAUACAGAGCUGGACACAUCCCAGACCUCAGAUGUUCGGCGCCAUGGAUCUCGGUGGGGCCCUCCACCCAGAUGACUUUCCACCUUCAGAUAUUGAAGACAAGAACACAGAGAUGAUCUUCAGACUCUACGGCUACGACUCCACCAUCUACACCCAUAGCUACCUCUGCUACGGCCAAGACCAGGCGCUGAAGAGCUGCUGUGUGCACUUUAUUCAGAAUCAGGUUGGAGGUAAAGUCCAGCACCCCUGCUACCCCAAAGGUUACUCCACCACGGUUCUUCUGUCUUCGGUCUACAACAGUCCCUGCGUCUUCUCGUCCCCGGACAAUAUGGAGGCCAAUGUCACCGUGGAGGGGACCGGGAACUCCUCGGAGUGUCAGCGCUCGGUCAGGGAGAUCUUUAACUUUUCAGCCUGCACCAAUACGUCGUGCUCCUUCAAUGGAGUCUACCAGCCGCCGGUGUACGGAGAGUUCUACGCGUUCUCCGCCUUUUACUACACCUUCAACUUCCUCAACCUGACGUGUGGACAGUCCCUGAGCGAGGCCAACACCACCGUCUGGCAAUACUGCUCCAGUAACUGGAAAGAGCUCAGCACCAGUUUCCCUUCAGAGAACCAGCGGCGCCUGGUGGAGUACUGCAGCUCAGCCAUGUAUAUCCUGACGCUGCUCCUGGACGGGUACAAGUUCAAUAGUAUAACAUGGAAGAACAUACAUUUUGCUAAGCAGUGCGUGCCGGGAAGUAUACACAGAGAUAUAUAUAGAAAGCCAUAA